Messenger RNA from Funneliformis geosporum, 297 nucleotides. The record is from the annotation of a GenBank genome assembly. NCBI's taxonomy places the organism in Eukaryota, Fungi, Glomeromycota, Glomeromycetes, Glomerales, Glomeraceae.
CCGAAAGAUCCAGUUAAAAGUUUUUUCAUAUAUGAUGAAUAUUCCGACGAAGAAAAUCAGACAUUUCGCUUAUUAUCAACAAAAAUGGAAGAAGAUGCAGCCUAUGGUUCUGAAUCAUUUUCAGGCUCUUUUCUAGGUCCAUUAAGAAAAAAUGUAAUACUACAGCAAGAAAUCCAACAGUUAUUAGCUGAUUUUUAUUAUAACACAUACAAUAAAGACUUUGUUACAUUAUUACGUAUCCAUGAUGCUUCAGAUUCCUCUAUUCCUGUUGAACCAAAUAUCAAUCAAUUUAGUUGA